GCAUGUGCCUUCCGCCAUUUUGUAGUUUGCUCGAGAGACCGUGUUGAGUUCGAUUCUUCCACCUCGGUAAGGAAACACCGUCGUGCGAAACGGCCGCGCGUUGAUCCGCUCGGCGCGGUGGGCCGGAGGACGCACAAGGGCGGAUCGUAAGGCGCGCGUCGCGCAGCGUCGCGAAUUCGCGCGAGGAAACGUGCCAAUCUCGCCGCCGCCUGUCUCGCCAGCCGUCGUACAUAUUUCGUCGCGCGCACGCGAGCGUGUGCGUGCGUGCGUGCAUGCGUGCGUGCGUGCGAGCGAGCGAACGAGCGAGCGGGCGAGCGAUCGGGCGAGCAACGAUCGAGCCUUAGCUGGCUAGUCGAUUGGCGAGGUUGAACGAACGUGAAUCACGAGCGUACGAAUUCGCGAAUGCGCUCGCGACGCCCCGCGCGCACGACGACCUGAGAGCGAACAACCAAGUGUGCCUCGAGAGAUUUUAGUCGAGAAACCGAUCUGCACGAGGCCGUUUGAAAGAAAGAGAGAGAGGGAGAGAGAAAGAGAGAACGAGCGAGCAGGCAGGCAGGCAGGCAGGCACCUCGUAACGCUAGAUUCAGGGCACAUGGGAUCAUCCGGGCCCGUCUCGAGAUGAACGGUGAUUUCGGGUACGUUUACAUGAAUGGGGACAUCGGGAAGCUGCCACCAGGGGCGGUCUACCCAGCCACCCCUGAACCUCUGGGUCUACAGGUUGCAGGAGCGAUUGGCGGUGGAGUGCCUAAUAUAGAUUACGGAGUCAUGAACGGUGCACCAAGUGGUAGUGAACUGAUUCUCGAUACUGGUGUCGGCAGCCUGGAACCAUCUCCCCAACACGCCAUAGGCAUGCACGGAAGCGCCAUUGGAUAUAGCCCAGUGGACGUUGCUGCUUUGGCCGAUGCUUCUGCUGCUCCGCCACCAUCUGCACCAAUGGCUGAUCUAAAUGUUCCCGGUAUACCCUUGGAACAGCUCAAGCAGAUGCUCUCUUCGCAACUCGAGUACUAUUUUUCCAGGGAGAAUUUAGCCAACGAUACCUAUUUGCUGUCCCAAAUGGAUAAUGAUCAGUAUGUACCGAUAUGGACAGUAGCAAAUUUUAAUCAAGUCAAGAAACUGACGAAAGAUAUCAAGCUCAUAACUGAGGUGCUGAGAGAGUCUCCCAAUGUACAAGUGGACGAAGAGGGACAGAAAGUGAGACCCAAUCACAAACGAUGUAUCGUGAUACUUCGUGAAAUACCAGAGAGUACUCCAUUGGAGGAUGUAAAGAAUUUAUUUUCCGGAGAGGGAUGUCCGAGGCUUAUUUCGUGCGAGUUUGCUCAUAAUAGUUCGUGGUACGUGACAUUUGAAUCCGACGACGAUGCUCAAAAGGCCUAUCGGUUUUUACGCGAGGAAGUUCGAGAAUUUCAGGGAAAGCCAAUAAUGGCGAGAAUUAAAGCUAAACCAAUGAACAGGCUACCGAUACCAACGGUGCCUGGUGUAGGUGGCAUAAAGAAUGGCUACAGAACUCCACCCCCUACUGUCUACGAUCCAAGCAGUUACACGGCUGGACAGCAACGUUUUCUCUAUACCAAUGGCACGACCAUGCCUCAAACGACUAUGCCGGCAUACCCGAACCAAGUUGUUUACCAACCAUUCUAUCACGGUAUGAUGCCUUGGGCAACCACCAGUCCCGCUUAUUUCGAUAUGUCCAGUGUUUUUACGAUGAACGGGAUGACACCGCACAACACGUAUACUCGUUCAAACACAAGAUACAAUCCUCGCCACAGACAUAGACAGAGAAAUGGCUCUGAUAGAAGUUGCUUGAUUGAUCCCGCCAAUCCCAGUAACAAUAGCAACAACCAUCAUCAUCAUCACCACCAUCACCACCACCAUCAUCAGCCGUCGUCCAUGCCGCCGCUGAGUAAUCGUAGCUCUCAUCCCCCUAUGACCGGGGGCGGCGGCAAUGUGUCUCUAAACUCCACGUCCACUUAUCACGCUUCGAGCCUACCUUCCUCGAAGCCGCCCUCCUCGUCGUCCUCCUCUUCCUACCAGUCCGGCACAAAGUUCCAUUCCUCAUCGUCUGCCGUGUCGUCCGUCGAGCACGCGAAGGGAUCGUCUUCUUCCUCGUCAUCCUCCGCGCAAGACCAGGAUACAGCAACGGCGACAGUCGAAUCCUCCUCCUCCUCCUCCACCUCCUUAUCCUCGGCGCCUUCGUUUCCCCGCCACCGUAACCAUCGCAGGACCAAAGAUCAGGACACGAAAGUAGCUGCAGGAAAUAAUCACUCGCUACCAGCGAUCAAGGAAUCUUUGCCGGCAAGCGGAGGUAGCAACAGCAGCAACUGUGUCAGCGGUGGUGGCCGCAGUAGCGGCGUACAGUUCGAUCUUGAAGCGGCUGCUUUCCCGCCCCUGCCCGGUCUUGACGCUGAUCACGGCAAAGUAUCGACUGAUAUCGGCGGUAGUGGUACUGGGACCGUCGAGUCCUCGUCGCAAAAUAGAUUGUCCGAUGUCGUGAAAGGCACCGCUAAGCUCAAGGCAGUCAUCAAGGAUAAAGAAAGUGGCAACCAGCAACAAUCUUCUCAACUGCAACAGCAGCAAACCGUAGCACCUCCGCAGCCAGCGAUCGCGGCUAUCGCCAGUAGGUCCACUAGUCCUGGAGCGAAUGCCGGAGCGGAAACACAAGGAAACGCAGUGGGAAAUGCUGCGUCGACGAAUUCUUCAGGCGCCGCGCAUAUCCUUAAUCCGCCAACGGUCAACAACGAGAAUACGUCAUCGGUCGACACAGCCGCCGCCGUGCUCAGCACUGUCAUCGCGCUCACUCCCCCGUCAUCUCCUGAUAAAUCUAUAAAGACUGACGACUUGAACAUGGUGAACGGUAUGGACGACGCUGUAGUCGCGAACACGCACCUGCCAGCGGCGGCGACGAUAACGACGGCUACGACGACCACGACGACGACGGCGGCAGCAACGGCGACGAUGGACGAUGCCGAGCCGAUGACCAGGUGCGAUUGCAACAAUAUUGUCGUCGUCCCUCCUCCUACUGCCUCACAGAGCUCUCAAUCGCAGACUGGAGUGGCCUCUGCCUUCCCUAUAGAUCUAACGAGGCCAAGCUAUGCCCAAGUAGCGCAACAUUGCCGUGAACUACCUUGUACAAAACACAAAACAGAUGAGAGGGAUAGAAAUGUUUAAAAGCUGCACGUGACGGAAGAGAGGAAGACACAUGUAAACGGCGAAAGCAGCUUAGAUAUUGCGAAGCAAGACGUCAAAAUCUACAGAUUACCACACACGCGCAACAACAGGAUAAAUAAACGAUAUUUAGCUAUGCUACGACGUCAUCGCCAUUUUCUCGGGGUCGGGAUCGAGAAUCAGGAUAUCGGAGCUCGCCGCUGCUUUCACCUACCUAUCUACCUAUCUAUCCCCCCAGCACACCCCCUCUCUUGGAUCGACGCCGUCACGUGCUGCAGGCGCGUGAGGAAGAGAGAACUUUUUACAUUGUACAGUGACGUCUCGCCUACGAUCAACGAUCGAUCGAUUGACGAAUCGAAGAAAGAAAGAGAGAAAGAAUGAAAGAAAGAGAGAGAGAGAGAGAGAUAGUGUGUGUGAACGUGUGUGAGAUUCGCCGCACGUUAUUAAAGCGGCGCAUUUGCAGGCGCUACUAUUAUACAGGGUGAUCGGAGAGUCCCGCGGGACAAAUUUGUCGCCGCGGUUUAAUGAUGUUAAUUGGAUAUUCGCAAGUUGACAUAAUUGUUUUAUUCGCUUUAUGCAAUUCGUGAGAUGCAAUUGAUUUGAUUUGUAAUUUAUUCCUGACUGUAGGACGCGAGAAGAUUUUAAGAGCUUGAAAAUCUAAGCGUUAAGAUUUAAGAACCUGAUGAUUUAGGCAUCCAUGUUGAGACAGAGAAAACAGAGAGAAUAAAGUCGUUCGGCAAUUAAAGUCAGGAGAAUGGGGUGCCAUGUGAAUUGAUGAAAGAACUUUUUAUUAAGAGCCCGGUGAGGCAACUAUUUUUCGGAGAUCGAAAAAUUUAAGAAAUUUAAAAGUUAGAGAUUUUACAGGAAAGGUGGAAAUUUAAGAAGUUAAUGAAUGAAAAAAAAUUGAUGAUUUAAACAUUUAUCAAUUUGUAAGUCUUUACGAGUUUCGGGUAGACCGAGGUUUUGAGUAUAUCUAAUGUUUAAUAAGAUUUAGUUUUAAGACUUCGUUAGUAAUUGGUAAGUUAAGGACUCUUAAUUAUAACGAGUAUAUAUACACAUAUAGGUCUAAAAAAAAGAAACUUACGAAUCUAAAAAAUCUAAUAAACAAAAUAUAUAUAUACAUAUAUAUAUAUAUAUAUACAUAAUCGAGAGAGAGAAAUGUACUUCGGAAAAAACGCACGCGUCAUUAAACGAAGUACCAUUUUUUUUAAGUGCUAAAUUUUUCUUUCGGCUGCACCAACCGUACGGCUGCGCGGCUUCCCGAUCACCCGGUACAUUUGCGUAAGAGAAGAGUAUUGUUGUAUAUCGUUUUUGGUUCUGUGAUUGAGGUAAAUAUUUGUUAGCUUGUAUAAAAACGCGUUAAAGAGAUAAGAUACAUUAACUUUUAAAGAACCCCCUUCCCCCGCCCCUCCUUCGCGCGCGCAGGGCCGUAAUAUUAUAACCAGAGAGAAAACAUGUCUAUAUAGAUAUAUAUAUAAUACAUAUAUAUAUUUGUGCCAAAAACACAUACAUUGCUUGACGAAAUCUCCCGAUGUGCAACGAAUUGGACGCCGAAGUCAGUACUGAAUAGAGAUUCUCGCCAAGUAGAAAGCGCGGUAGAAUCCCUUCGAUAAAAAUUCUUCUCUCUUCCACGCCCCAAUUCUUAAUGAAAAAAAAGAAAAUUAUUAAUAAGAGGAAAAGAUUGUAUGAUUUUAUAUGCGAGAUUAUGAAUGAUUUAAGACGAUAGCGAUGACAAAGAAUGAUGAUGAUGAUGACAAGGAGGAGGUGAGGGAGGAGGAUAGUCGAGAAGCACACAUAAAUUCGUAUUUUAUGCGGAUAACGUAUGUAGGAAAUUGUCGCAAAGGAAAUUAGCGGUAAUAUCGAAUCGGCAAAACUAGGAUAAAAAUCGAGUCCAUAAUUGAGGAAUGAUCUUAGAAAAUAUUAUGAAUUUUACAAACAAAACUACUUUUUAAAAACAUAAUAGUUUGUGUUUAAGAAAAUGUUAUUACAAUUAUAAUAUACAAUGUAUAGAGUUUCUCUUAUAUAAGACACGCGAAAAAUGUUUGUGUGAUGGAAAGAAUUGAAAAAAUUUAUAUGAAAUUCUAUACAAAAAAUGUGUAUUAUAAUGAAGUCUCGUGAUAUACAAUCAAAGUGAAUAUUUUACAGAAUUGAACAUAAAUCUAUUCUCAUCCAUAUACUCAGUUUGUUAGACAAAUCUUUAUUUAUAGAUCCUAAUCAUUCCUCAAUUCGCGAAAUUCAUUUUAGAUAUCUAAUGUUUGAAUUGGAACUAAAUUCACAUUCGAUAUUAUCGAAUUCUUCAAUUCCUGAUCUUUUGGAGUUUUGAGAUUUUUCGAAAGACCUGCCCGAGAAUUUUCCAAGUUUUGCACUUCGAAGCUACGUCUUAUGGUUACCCAUCUCGAAAUUUUUCACAAUUUUAUCUCGACUUGAUUUCCGGCGUUUUCUCGCCUAUUCCGAAUAAAACGAAUCUCUAGAAGACUUCCUCCUAAUUAUUCUGAAAUAUUUUUUUGACUUGUGCGUUGUUUCAAGAAGUAAUUGAACAUUCACAUACUCCCUAUUUGAUUUCUUUUUUUCUUAUUUUUUAUUUUUGAUUUUCAAUUACCUAAUUUGUUCAAACAACGCAAAUUUCUGUCCCAAUUCUUAGGCAUUAUUCCGGGAGAUGAGCAAAUCUAUUUUUUACUUUCUAUAAGCUCCCAUCGCAAUUCCAUCCCAAUUUUCUUAAUUUUAAUCUUCAAGUCCAGUGGUUCUUCUUUACUCUUCCGCCGUCUCGUUCGUCGCAGUUGCUCCCAUGCUCUCACGAACGAGCGUUGUUCACCAUGGUGGUCAAUGGUCAAUUCCGUCGAUUCCGGAGACCACCAUAAGCAUCGCGUGGCAACUUCCGGUUUUGCAUCAAACUCAAUUCCCUUUUUUUUAACUAAGCGCUUAUUUAUGCUCUUCGCCGCGAUCAAAUCUUAUUCUUUCUACUUGACCUUCUGACUAUGAGGUGUGUUGAGACAUUUAAGAAUUUUAGGGUCAUGCUUCUAUUAUCGGCAAGGAGAGAGAAUGAAAAAAAUAGAAUGUGCGCGAGAGAACAUACUAAUUCGGAGUAGCUAGUGUUGCGAGAAUCGGGAUGACUAAUUGAGCACGCAUUUAAGUGCCUCAAAGUAUGGUGUACAUUAUUGAUUAUCGAUUACCACUAUUCUAAUAUUAAUUAAUAGUACUAUUGAUUGCUAUUAUAUACUAUUAUCUCAUCAUUAUUUUAUUAUUAUUAUUAUUAUUAUUAUUAUUAUUAUUAUUAUUAUUAUAAGAAACAGGAGCUUUUGGCUUUAGGUGUUACGAUGAUGCGUAUGUAUCUACACAUACAACACACAUUGUAUUGAGAGUAAAUAAAAUGAGAGAAAAAGUGCGAGAGAGAGAAAGAGAGAAAAGAUUACUGUUUACAGGAGAUCGAUUUUUCGUCUUUUUUUGUUUUCAUAUAUUUUUUAUUACAUUUACGAAUGCGAUGGAAAAGAUAAGAAAAGAAGGGUGAAAAAUCGAUCUCUUGCCAACAGGAUAAUACGUCGAUGUGUAUACUGCUAUAUUUUGAACUUAUGAUGCUGCCGUUUCAUUUAUCUAUUGAUAUACAUACACAUAUAGGGCGUUUCAAAAUAGGAUUGCAAAAUAGGAUCAGCUGUUUUUGUUAAUAUAUUGAGUUGAAUAAAUCAAAUAAACGACAUGUCGGACAAAUAGACUCUCAGAGAAUCGUAUAUCGCGCUGGAAAGACUUUCCUUCUGGAUUCUUGCGAUUUUUCAUGAGAUCAACGAACUUGAGUCUGCACCUUGGACAUCUUGAAUAUUCAGAUUAACUCUUUUGAGAAUUUUUUCGUACUUUUUAUUUUUAAAUGUUAAAAAACUCUCGGGUUUUAUCUGAGAAUAUUUGAGAUACAAUAAUUCAUAAAUAAUGACUGUGAAAGAGCUGAAAGAAAUUCUAACAUUUUCUACUUUCGUAAUAGAAUGUAAUGUGUAUAAGAAUUGUAGAAGUCUUGAUUCAAUAAUUUGAACAUGUUUCAUCGCACAGAAAUGUUCCUAAAUCAUAAGAAACCGGGCAAGAUGCCGGGAAGAUUCUUUGCGCGUGAUUCUCUGAAAAUGACAUAUUGACACAUUGUAAUUCUCGUCCGUUGCGUUUCUCCGCAAGAGAAAAUAUCCCGGCCGGUAGUUUCCAAUGAAACUUCCUCGUACAUCCGGAAACAAGUACAACGGAUGCGUAUCCGGGAUGUCAGAGAAUGAUCGAUCGUCGAUCGAAGCGGAAGCUUAGCGGACUUAGAGCGAUGUGGUUCUUUUUAAUUCGCACAUGAGGUGCUCCAGAGGCGAGUCCUACAGCGCGUUUCGUUAAUAAUACAAUACGAAACGAUACACACAUACGCACAUACAGAUAUAUACAUACAUACAUAUACACAUACACACACACACAUGCAUAUAUAUAUAUAUAUUUUUUUUUAGUGAACCGCGCUCGGUUCUCCCUUUGAGACGCGCGGUUUCGCAUCGCCACCGUUCUCCAACGAUGUAAUAAAAAUAUUCAAUGUAUAUAUAUAUAUAUAUAUAUUAUAUACGCGUAUGUAUACUACUACACACAUACACAUAACACAUAUACAUACACACACGCGGGAUAGGCUAAGUAUUAAUUAUAGUACAUACGUUGAUGUAUGUGUGCGUAAUGUAAUUCGUGAUUCUACGAUUCGCGAUUCUAUAUUGCGAUUUGUAACUCUCGUGUCGCGGAUUCAUAAGAAAAAAAAAAUAAGAAAAAAAGAAAAACAAGCGAUUCACGUAAUCGCGCGCCUUGUCACAUAUAUGCAAGCGACUCUUAACGAUUCAUCAAACGACCCCCUUUUCCUUUGUUCGAUUUUCUUUUCUUGGAUUAACACUUGGGUUCUUUGGUGUUCCUUUUUUCGUUGGUCCUUUUUCUCUUCACGCGAAGCGUUUCGUUUGUUGUUUUUCGAUCGCACACACGUGGAAGUCAAAAGUGCGGUGUAAUUAUAGUCUGUUAACGAAAAUUAGACAGAGGGAUCUAUUAAUGCUGUAGAUACUAAUCGUGAGAGAAAAAUAGAUGAUACGGCGAAAAGAAAAGAGAGAUAUUGACCCGCGUGAUUAACGGCGCUGUUUUUUUUAGCGAUUAAAUUUUAGGAAAGUUAGAAUAGAAAAAGAAAGGAAGGAGAAUUAGUAAGAUAUUGCGAAAGUACUUUGCCCGUUAAUUUAAACGCGUUACGGCUGAUCGAGUGCUAUUUAUGUGAUUUUUAUAGAUCCACGCCGAUCAAUUUUGGUUCUAUAGUAGACUGAGCUUUUAGAUUCCCUUUCCCUUUCCUCAGGUCGUUGCCAGAGAUCGGAUACUUUUAGGUAACGUUCGAAAAUUUUUGAUAAUCUGUGUCGCAUAAAAUAACGAGGGUUUCUCAAAGAUUGCACCGCGUGAGAGUAAUGUGAAAUAAAACGCGACGUGGACUUCGAUCUCGCGAAAAUUGUCCAUUGAGAUCGAGAGUACGUCGCGGCGGAUUCUCUCUGGCGAUAUUGUGUCGAUUAAUUAACCGAAAAAAAGAACACACACAAUAGCAACGUUUCGUUAACGCAUCAGGAUAAGCUGUGAUUAUAUAAAAAGAAAAAUAAAGAAAACAGAGAACCGAGCAAGAGAGCAGGACGCAACAGGAUGUGUAUUCCUAGAAAGUCUGAUUUUGUAAACUACUUCUACGAGGAAAACACUUGUGUAUUAUAUAUAUAUGAUAUGCGAUAUGAUAUAUGAUAUGAUAUACGAUAUGAUCUAUGACGUUUGUUUAUUACUAUGUAAAGUAACAGAUUUCGAAAUUAAACAUUAAUUACUGUUAA
This is a messenger RNA of Camponotus floridanus (Florida carpenter ant), 8987 nucleotides long. RefSeq names its product la-related protein CG11505 (gene Larp4B). The transcript is spliced from 10 exons. The record is from RefSeq and is a predicted model, not a curated record. Gene Ontology annotation, molecular function: mRNA 3'-UTR binding. Gene Ontology annotation, cellular component: cytosol; cytoplasmic stress granule. Gene Ontology annotation, biological process: positive regulation of translation. Lineage: Eukaryota; Metazoa; Arthropoda; Insecta; Hymenoptera; Formicidae. Bases 619 to 3165 code for a protein of 848 amino acids.